This is a messenger RNA of Daphnia magna, 655 nucleotides long. RefSeq lists its product as uncharacterized. Lineage: Eukaryota; Metazoa; Arthropoda; Branchiopoda; Diplostraca; Daphniidae. The record is from RefSeq and is a predicted model, not a curated record. Bases 41 to 652 code for a protein of 203 amino acids. The transcript has 4 exons.
CAAAGAAAAUGUGAAAAAACUCCUAGAACUUCAUCGAAAAAUGGGUUGUAGCGAAAGCAUUAAUAUAUUAUUGAAAUUGACAUUUGAAGGUCGAAGAAAAAUUAUAUUGGAUGGAGAGUACACUGACAUUUACGAUAUCAUGAAGAGACAUUGCCCAGUGUUAAACCAAGCAAACUAUCUUCACGUUGAAUUUGAGAUGUACGUGGGAAAAGAGGUUCGUGAAUUCAUGGCAAAGUGGUCCGAAUAUGUUCCACUUAUUCUAAAAGUGGCCAAGAAAAGUGCACUCAACAACGAAAAAAUAAGGAAGCUGGUGGAUUUUUACAGGCGUACGUCAGACAUUAACGAGUGUUUCGAUACAAAAUCUUGUGCCGCCCUUGAGUUGCUGCCUCUCUUGCUUCCAGUCAGGAAUAAGAAAAAUAUUAAUGCUGCAGAUUUCAUUUAUUGCGCUAAAGAGGAGUCAGCAUCUAUUACCGAUGUGUUAAAGGAAAGUAAAGGUCGGGGUCCCUUCAUUCUACACAUUGAAGACAAUUUUCAUAUCAUCGCAGACUGCCAAAGUUUUUGCAGAUCAACAAAUUCAUCCGAAGCGCUCCUUAAUCUAUUUGCUUGCAUUUAUGUUUUCAAUAUUGCUUAUAAUAAGGAGGCUCUGAACUAGGGU